Molecule: messenger RNA, 180 nt
Organism: Parascedosporium putredinis
Lineage: Eukaryota; Fungi; Ascomycota; Sordariomycetes; Microascales; Microascaceae
Source: the annotation of a GenBank genome assembly
AUGGAUGGACGUAAUGUUCCGGCGCUGCAGGGACCCUCGUCGGCGGACGCAGCCACCGUUCAGCUCGCUAGCUUCGUUUACAAGUACAGUCGCAAGGCUUCUUUCGCCCCAACUAGCCUUGACCCGACAGACAGCGACGUGUUCCGCGCGGGUGGUGUCGUCGACAGGCUCCAGGACUAA